CGCUGCGGCUCCAGGUUUUGCCGGCGACCCGGCCCGACCGGGGCGGGGCGCCUGCAGCGCUGCCCUAGGGACUCCCGCUCCAUCGGAAUUCCCCCGACGCGACGCCCGGGCGGCGCCCGCAUCAGUGGCGCUACCGCGGGACGUGUGCCACGGUGACAAGGACUAAAGUGAGGUAUCUGGCAUUGCCGGGGUCUCCGCACGGCUCUGGGACAGAUGGCUCCCUGGACCUCGGGUAAUCGGAUCGGGACCGGAGGGUCCCAGGCUUCUCUCCAUCCUUCACUUCACGCACUCAUCCAACACGUGUUCAUACUCUGUGCCAAGCGCAGCUGAAGGGCCAGGGUCACUGCAGCGGACAGGCAGAGCUACAGCCCCAGAACUGACGUUCCGGAGGGGCCACCCCUGAAGAAGUGAGCAAAUCGGGAAAGGCCAAAGUUGGCUCUCUCGCUGUUCCUUCCGCAGUCUUGCGCUUUUUUGCACCGGUUGGUUCCUCUCCCAGGAAUGCUCUUCCCGUUCGUCUGAGGGGCUGAAAUGUCACCUCUCAGUGUCACCCGAUCCGCCACCCGAUUAGACUACUCCAUCAGCUCAAGGGCCUGAACUGACCGCUUCAAUGAAAAUUGCACCAACUCCACCCGCAAGCCUUCUCACCUGGCACUUUUCCCAUUAAAGAACUUCUCACCUUUCCUGUGCUACUUCGUUUGCUAAUUUGCUGUUGAUCUGUUGUCGGGUCUCUCUUCCUGCAACCCCUACCCAUGGGGUAGGGUUUUGUCUGUUUGUUAACUGCACGUGAAAAAACGGGAGCAGGAACUCAGCAGUAUUGGUUGAGUGGAUAGUGACAAAUGCUUUGAAGAAAAUUAAGAAGUCGAGGGCCAAUUUAGAAAGGUGGUCAGGGAAGGCCUCUCCAAUGAGGGGAUAUAUGUACAAGGAGGAGGCGCCAGACACGUGAAAAGCUGGGCAAAGGCGUCCUACAGAGGGACAGACGUGCAAUGUCCUGAGGCUGCUCAAGCCCUGAGUGUCCGAUGAACAGAAAGGUGCUCCUGGAGCUGGAGGAAGGCAGGGUGAGAGGAGGCUUAAGAGUCAAGUAGCAACACGGAUCAGGUUACUCAACGAUAGUUAUGACCUCCCGGUUACGCGCGUUGGGUGGAAGAAUUAAUAACAUACGCACCUCGGAGUUACCCAAAGAGAAAGCCCGAUCGGAAGUCGUCUGCAGCAUACGCUUUUUAGAUGGCUUGGUCCAGACCUUUAAGGUUAACAAACAAGACACUGGCCAGUCGCUGCUGGACAUGGCAUACACCCACCUGGGCGUGACUGAAAAGGAGUAUUUUGGUUUGCAGCAUGGCGGCGACUCGGUGGACUCCCCCAGAUGGCUUGAGUCAAGCAAACCCAUCAGGAAGCAGUUGAAAGGAGGUUUCCCCUGUACCCUGCAUUUUCGAGUAAGAUUUUUUAUACCUGAUCCCAACACACUGCAGCAAGAACAAACCAGGCAUCUGUAUUUCUUACAACUGAAGAUGGAUGUUUGUGAAGGAAGGUUGACCUGCCCUCUGAACUCCGCUGUGGUUCUUGCAUCCUAUGCAGUACAAUCUCAUUUCGGAGACUUUAAUUCUUCCGUACAUCAUCCAGGUUACCUUGCUGACAGCCAGUUUAUUCCAGAUCAAAACGAUGACUUUUUAACCAAGGUGGAGUCUCUGCACGAGCAGCACAGUGGGCUGAAGCAGUCGGAAGCCGAGUCCUGCUACAUCAACAUAGCCCGGACCCUCGACUUCUAUGGGGUGGAGCUGCACGGCGGCAGAGAUCUGCAUAAUUUAGAUCUAAUGAUUGGAAUUGCUUCAGCGGGCAUUGCUGUGUACCGAAAAUACAUUUGCACAAGUUUCUAUCCUUGGGUGAACAUUCUCAAAAUUUCUUUCAAAAGGAAAAAGUUCUUUAUACAUCAGCGACAAAAACAGACUGAAUCCAGGGAACAUAUCGUGGCCUUCAACAUGCUAAAUUACCGGUCUUGCAAAAACUUGUGGAAAUCCUGUGUCGAGCACCAUACGUUCUUUCAGGCAAAGAAGUUACUACCUCAGGAAAAGAAUGUUCUGCCUCAGUACUGGACUCUGGGCUCCAGGAACCCCAAAAAGUCUGUAAAUAGCCAAUAUUGCAAAAAGGUGAUUGGAGGAAUGGUGUGGAACCCUGCCAUGCGGAGGUCCUUAUCAGUGGAGCAUCUAGAAACCAAGAGCUUGCCUUCCCGGUCCCCUCCUAUCACCCCCAACUGGCGAAGUCCUCGGCUCCGGCACGAAAUCAGGAAGCCCCGCCACUCCUCUGCUGAUAACUUGGCGAAUGAGAUGACGUACAUUACGGAAACUGAAGACGUGUUUUACACCUACAAGGGCUCCCUGUCCCCCAAAGACAGCGAUUCCGAAGUUUCUCAGAACCGCAGCCCACACCAAGAGAGUCUAUCCGAGAACAAUCCAGCACAAAGCUGCCUGACCCAGAAGUCAUCCAGUUCUGUGUCUCCGUCUUCAAAUGCUCCAGGCUCCUGCUCACCUGAUGGGGUCGACCAGCAGUUUUUAGAGGACUACAACAGGGUGACCAAGGGAGGGUCCACUGAGGAUGCCAGCCAAUACUACUGUGACAAGAAUGAUAAUGGUGACAGCUACUUAGUCUUGGUCCGUAUCACACCGGAUGAAGAUGGAAAAUUUGGAUUUAAUCUUAAGGGCGGAGUGGAUCAGAAGAUGCCUCUUGUGGUCUCAAGGAUCAACCCUGAGUCACCUGCGGACACCUGCAUUCCGAAGCUGAACGAAGGGGAUCAGAUCGUGUUGAUCAAUGGCCGGGACAUCUCCGAGCACACCCAUGACCAGGUGGUGAUGUUCAUCAAAGCCAGCCGGGAGUCCCACUCGAGGGAGCUGGCCCUGGUGAUCAGGAGGAAAGCUGUCCACUCAUUCACCGAGAUCAAAUCUGAAGAUGAACUGAACCAGCUUUUCCCAGAAACCAUUUUCCCCAUGUGUCCGGAGGGUGGGGACACUUUGGAAGGAUCCAUGGAACUGUUAAAAAAAGGCCUUGAAAGCGGGACGGUGCUGAUCCAGUUUGAGCAACUCUACCGAAAGAAGCCAGGUUUGGCCAUCACAUUUGCAAAGCUGCCUCAAAAUUUGGACAAAAACCGAUAUAAAGAUGUGCUGCCUUAUGACACCACCCGGGUAUUAUUGCAAGGAAAUGAAGAUUAUAUUAAUGCAAGUUAUGUGAAUAUGGAAAUUCCUGCUGCUAACCUUGUGAACAAGUACAUUGCCACUCAGGGACCCCUGCCACAUACCUGUGCACAAUUUUGGCAAGUCGUCUGGGAUCAGAAGUUAUCUCUAAUUGUCAUGUUGACAACUCUCACAGAGCGAGGGCGGACCAAAUGUCACCAGUACUGGCCCGAUCCCCCUGACGUCAUGGACCAUGGCAUCUUUCAUAUCCAGUGUCAGACAGAGGACUGCACCAUCGCCUAUGUGUCCCGAGAAAUGCUGGUCACAAACACAGAGACUGGGGAAGAGCACACGGUGACACAUCUCCAGUAUGUCGCAUGGCCCGACCACGGUGUGCCCGAUGACUCCUCGGACUUUCUGGAGUUUGUGACCUACAUGAGGUCCCUGCGGGUGGACGGGGAGCCCAUCUUAGUUCACUGCAGUGCUGGAAUAGGUCGGACUGGCGUGUUGGUCACUAUGGAAACAGCCAUGUGCUUAAUUGAGAGAAACUUGCCUGUUUACCCCCUGGAUAUUGUCCGGAAAAUGCGAGAGCAGCGCGCCAUGAUGGUGCAGACGUCCAGCCAGUACAAGUUCGUGUGUGAAGCGAUUCUUCGCGUAUAUGAAGAAGGCUUAGUCCAGAUGCUGGAUCCCAGUUAGGACGACUGUGAAUCGUUCAUCCCUCGUUCCCGAGGGCAUCUUCCCUAGGAGAGCAGGACACACCUUCCUCCAGAGGCGGGGAGAGGAACCGCCAGCUGUGGGGAAGGAAUGAGCACAUUUGAACCCAGGCACUUUAAAUUUUAUAGGAAAGGGAUCCUGUACACAGGAACCGGUGUAGAUAUGCAUGCAACUGUGGCUUCCUUUAGGCCCAGAGAGAAAUAACAAGGGAUCCCAGUUUGGACCUUCCUCCCCAGACAUCACCACCCCACUGUUGGCCACCCUUGUGCAUACAAGAGGGGCUGGCAGCCGUGCUCCUGACCUCCCCAGAAGCUGGACAGCAUGGUUCUUCAAGGCUGCAUGGUGUUCUGUGUGUUGAUCUGGGUAGGACUCGAGGGCUGAGCUUCCUGUGCAUCCAGGCAGGGCUAGAGCAAUGCACAGUCCCACCCCGGUGCCAAGGAAGCCCUGGUGAACGUCCCACACACCGGGUGGUGGCCAUUCAGGCUGAAGGACAAGCAGCGCCCUGCCUUUGUCUCAGCUCCAUGCCCCUUGCGAUCUUUGAUCUGCAGAGCACCCCUCCCCUGCCCCUCCAUCAUCCCCCUUCAGGUUCAUAUCCAGUGCCUGAACCAGAUUAGUAACCUACGUGCAGGAGAAUUUCCAACCGAGACUGAGAACUCCACGCUCGGCGUGAUCCCGCAUCUUAGCGUUAGAAGCAGGUGUGUGUCACCUCUGCUUGCCUCAUCCUGGAUUCACGGACACCAGGACCGGGACCCCUGACUACUGAAUCUCGUACAUGGACUGCUGCUACUCCAAGCUCUUACACUUGAAGAGACAUGUUCCCCCGAGGGGGACAGGAUCAUAGCAUCGAAAUAUUCUUUGGCCCUUCUAAGAAAAGACCUGGUAGUAAGUGAUCACGGGAAACCCUGCUUGCCAGGAGCCCCUGUUGGCGUGUGUGCCUGCACGUGCGUCCCGUGGAGGUUGCUCAGGAUUCCUGACUCGAUUCAAAUUACCGUUGAGUUUAUAUAAAGAAUGAGUCUCUGUACCGAAGAACAAACGUGCAUUCACCCUCAGUUACAGCGGUCUCCAUUUCAUUUCAGAGGAGAGGAUCAGACUAUCUGAAUAUAAACCCAAUUUGAUGUUAAUUUAUUCUAAGUACCCCAUGAUUUUGAUUGUCCUAAAGAAUUCUGCCUCUGUGAAUACUGUGUUCAAUUUUUUUUUUUUUUAAUUUGUGACAGGACUGUAGCAAGUUACUAUUUAAGGAAAAUAAAUUACAUAAACAUUUUAAUGUGGUAUUUUUAAAUAGCAGUUGUUGUGUAUCCAAAAGAGGAAGCUAAGCCAGUUUCUUAACGGUGUUUAUAGAAAAAGGAUGCUUUCCUAUUGUAGCCCACAGAGAUGAGGCCGUUUUGAUAUCAGGAAACCCUGGACCAAUGGAAUUGUUCACCUGGUUGCAUGAUGGAUAGGGACCUAUCCAUAGGGGACCAGGUUUCUAAAGAUUCUUUUAUCUUGCAUCCUUCCUGUCUCUUCCCCAUGCAUAUUUUACUGCUAUCUGGCAUGGGUGGGAGGAGGUGGCGCCAGCACCCUAACCCUGUGCUGUGGAACAAGAAGCUCCCGGCAAGUGGAGCUGAGGGCGGGAGCCUGGCUCUGUUGCCACUCAGCCCUCUCUGACCCGCUCUCAGUCUAGGCACUUAGGAGCUGUGCUUCUAGCUCCCCUGUUUUUCUCAUCUGUGAAAUGAGAGACAGUACCCAGGACUGCAGAUUGAAUGUGAGCCUUGAAUGAGCUCCUGCAUCCGUGUGAAUUUUCAUUGGUUGGAAUGUAAACAGACACCUAGAUGGAAGAGUUACUUGGAAAAGUGUCCUUCUCUGUGAUGAGCCCAAAACACCUCCAGCAAGUGGAACCCAGUGGCUUUCUAUAAGGGAAAAAAGAAAGUUCUUCCAAAAGGACAAAGCAAGACUACAAAGGAACAACCUAUUCAAUCUGGACACUGAAAAAUUCUCUGAGAAAAACACAGAAAAAGAAGGAGGGCAUGCAGGGUACAUUUAAAUGCCAUCGGGAUAUUUAGCACACCGUUGCCGCCGGAUAAAACGGAACAUCGCCCUGUGCGCAAACAUCCUGGAGAAGCCUAAAUACCUUCCGAGAUUUGUGUUCCAUUGUUUUUUAAACCAAGCAUUGAAUAUGAGUGCAGAAACGCUGCCACCCUGGGUCCCUACAUUUCUAGAAAUCUAGCCGGAGGUUGCAGCCAGCCUUUCUCGGCCACCGUGCAGGCGCGCAGCUCAGACCGGCACGUUGCCAGGAACAAAAUUCAUGAACUACUUUGAAGAAAAUGAUCUAAAGACAAGAAAAUGAUCUAAAGAAGCAGCACAUGCAAGUGCAGCCUGCAGAGACGGCAAAGUAAAAUCCACAGCUCGAGCUCCCAGCCUCCCCACUUCCGCCCGUCGGCAGUUAUUCUUAAGAGGCCUUAUUUUCCUCCUCAGAGCAGCAUGGGAAUCAGGGUAAAUAUUUGGCCUGGGAAAUUUGACUAGAUGAGAAUGGAGAAGACAUUUAUUUCCUAUGUUCUGGAGCUUUCCGGAAAGCCUAAUUAGACCCACUGAUGUGCCUGCUUUACUAACUUCAUCGGUGUCACUCUAGAACCUGCACUUGGUGGUUUGACUCUCCAGAGGAAAAGACCCACAUCGCUUUGGUUGCAGGUAGGACGUCAGGAUGGCUCCAUACCAACUUGCGCCAGCCCCUAGCUUCGUACUGAAAUGCGCUUCUAGGUCGGCGCAGAAGCUAUUGCUCCUCUGUUGCUGGUUGGGCUUUUUUGCCUUCCUCAGAAGUGAUCAUCUGGGGAAAGCAACAGGUCUCCUCGUGGCGAAGAGGCAGCAGCCAUGGGGGAGGAUCGGGAGACGCAGGCUCCGUCCGGACCUGGACGCAGGCAGAGCACAGUGGCCCUCGGUUUCCUUUGAGUUAGAAGGGGACGGUGGGCUCAAGAUUUGCCGUCCUGAGAGUCUGAUCUUCCAGAGGAGUGAAAUUGUUCUUUAACCAAAAUGUGUAGCUACCAGAGACACGUGUGUCCCACUUCUGUGACUUGUCCCCACGAGGUUGUCCCUCAGACCCUGGCACUGUCGGAUGUAGAGAUGGGGGUUGCCGCCCUCUGGUUCUCGCCUGUCAUCCUAGGCCGAGAGCAGCCCCAGCUUCACUGGCAAAGCAUCUGUGGCCUCAGCCUGGGCAACCAAACCCAGGCGCCAGAUGCCCGGCUCUCCUGCCAUCUUGGUGGCUCCCGUUCUGUUCAGAGCAACCAAAGGAUCAUGUUAAGCCAUGUUGUUUUGAAAAGCAUCUUAAUUGAUCAGCAAUAUUUUUUUUUUCUGUAAGUUGGGAAUGUUUUUCAUACUGACCUGUACUGUCAGCGACGACUCUACUGAAAGCUGUUUGAUCAAUAUAAAAGCGUUCGAGCUAUGCA
Marmota monax (woodchuck) is the source of this 7288-nucleotide messenger RNA. It is a transcript of the gene Ptpn3, whose product is annotated as protein tyrosine phosphatase non-receptor type 3. The transcript has 26 exons. Gene Ontology annotation, biological process: protein dephosphorylation. NCBI's taxonomy places the organism in Eukaryota, Metazoa, Chordata, Mammalia, Rodentia, Sciuridae. Gene Ontology annotation, cellular component: cytoskeleton; cytoplasmic side of plasma membrane; cytoplasm. Gene Ontology annotation, molecular function: protein tyrosine phosphatase activity; cytoskeletal protein binding. Bases 1113 to 3854 code for a protein of 913 amino acids. The record is from RefSeq and is a predicted model, not a curated record.